CGCCUGGAGCCCCGCCGAGGCCUCGGGAGGGCGGGCGGCGUGCGGCGGCGCGCGGGGCUCGCCAUGGCGACGGACCAACUGAGCGCGCUGUGCGAGCAGCUGGUGAAGGCCGUGACGGUCAUGAUGGACCCCGGCUCCACGCAGCGCUACCGCCUCGAGGCGCUCAAGUUUUGUGAGGAGUUUAAAGAAAAGUGCCCUAUCUGUGUCCCAUGUGGUUUGAGACUGGCAGAGAAAACACAGACCGCCAUCAUCAGACACUUUGGCCUUCAAAUUCUGGAACAUGUUGUUAAGUUUCGAUGGAACAACAUGUCUCGAUUGGAGAAGGUCUAUCUGAAGAACAGUGUCAUGGAGCUGAUCGCAAACGGAACACUGAGCAUUAUGGAAGAGGAGAAUCAUAUUAAAGAUGUUCUGUCUCGAAUUGUAGUAGAAAUGAUCAAACGGGAGUGGCCCCAGCACUGGCCAGACAUGCUCGCAGAAUUGGACACUCUUUCCAAACAAGGGGAAACACAGACAGAAUUAGUGAUGUUUAUUCUUUUGCGACUGGCAGAGGAUGUAGUGACCUUUCAGACAUUACCACCUCAAAGAAGAAGGGAUAUCCAGCAAACAUUAACACAGAACAUGGAAAAGGUCUUUAGUUUCCUACUUAACACACUCCAAGAAAAUGUCAACAGUUACCGGCAAAUGAAAACAGAAAAUUCUCAGGAGUCAAAGGUGCAGGCAAACUGUCGAGUAGCAACCGCAGCUCUGAAUACUCUAGCUGGCUACAUUGACUGGGUGUCCAUGAUUCACAUCACUGCAGAAAACUGUAAACUCUUGGAGAUGCUGUGCCAACUUUUGAAUGAAGAGGAACUGCAGUUGGGAGCAGCUGAGUGUCUUCUCAUUGCAGUCAGCAGAAAAGGCAGGUUGGAAGACCGGAAACCUUUGAUGGUCUUAUUUGGAGAUGUUGCCAUGAAUUACAUAAUUUCUGCUGCACAGAUUGCUGAUGGGGGAGGCCUGGUCGAAAAACACUACGUCUUCCUGAAGAGACUUUGUCAGGUGUUGUGUGCUCUGGGCAGUCAGCUCUGUGCAUUGCUGGGUGGGGAUUCUGAUGUACAAGUACCAGCUAACUUUGGAAAAUAUCUGGACUCUUUUCUUGCUUUCACAACCCAUCCAAGUCAGUUUCUACGCAGUUCCACACUGAUGACUUGGGGGGCCCUCUUCCGCCAUGAAGUUCUGUCCCGUGAUCCUGUGCUGUUAGCCAUGAUUCCAAAGUUUCUUCGUGUUUCUAUGACGAACUUGGUUAGGAUGGGCUUUCCUUCUAAAACAGACAACCCUAGUUGUGAAUAUUCUCGAUUCGAUUUUGAUAGCGAUGAAGAUUUUAAUGCUUUCUUCAACUCCUCCCGGGCCCAACAAGGAGAAGUCAUGAGAUUAGCAUGUCGCUUAGACCCCAAGACGAGUUUCCAGAUGGCUUCAGAGUGGCUCAAGUUUCAGUUAUCAGCUGCCAUUGACACUGGAUCUGUGAACUCUGGAACUGGAGAAGGCAACUUCUGCUCCAUGUUUUCACCUUCAUUUGUGCAGUGGGAAGCCAUGACUUUAUUUUUGGAAAGUAUGAUCAACCAGAUGUUUCGAACAGUAGAUAAAGAUGAACUUCCUGUUAAUGAUGGAAUAGAGUUAUUGCAGAUGGUUCUGAACUUUGAUACCAAGGAUCCCCUCAUUCUGUCCUGUGUCCUUACUAACGUCUCAGCACUCUUCCCAUUUGUCACCUACAGACCAGAGUUCCUGACCCAAGUUUUCUCUAAGCUAUUUGCAGCUGUCACUUUUGAAACUGUUGAAGAAAGUAAGGCUCCCAGAACCAGGGCUGUGAGGAAUGUGCGGAGACAUGCUUGUUCUUCCAUCAUUAAGAUGUGUCGUGACUACCCCCAGCUUGUGCAGCCCAAUUUUGAAAUGCUCUAUAACCACGUGAAACAACUCCUCUCCAAUGAGCUUCUGCUGACCCAAAUGGAGAAGUGUGCGCUCAUGGAAGCCCUGGUUCUCAUCAGCAACCAGUUCAAGAACUACGAGCGGCAGAAGGCGUUCCUCGAGGAGCUGAUGGCACCUGUGGCCACCAUCUGGCUUUCAGAAGAAAUGCGCAGAGUGCUGUCAGAUGUCGAUGCUUUCAUUGCCUUUGUGGGUGCAGAUCAGAAAGACGGUGACCCAAGCCUGAUGGAGGAUGAUCCUUGUGGUUUAAACCGUGCACGAAUGAGCUUUUGUGUCUACAGCAUUCUGGGAGUUAUGAAACGAACUGCUUGGCCCACCGAUCUAGAAGAGGCCAAAGCCGGGGGAUUUGUCGUGGAUUACUUACCCAAUGGAAACCCCAUUUUUCGUAACCCAUGCACAGAACAGGUUCUGAAACUGCUUGACAAUUUGCUUGCCCUUAUCAGAACAUACAAUACUUUAUAUGCACCAGAAAUGAUAGCUAAAAUAUCAGAGCCUUAUGCAAAAACUCUGGAUAUGCUGGAAGUGGAAAAAUCAAUUAUUUUAGGAUUGCCUCAGCCACUCUUGGAACUGAAUGACUAUCCCGUCUACAAAACAGUCUUGGAAAAAAUGCAGCGUUUCUUCUCCACCCUCUACGAAAACUGCUUCCACAUCCUCGGGAAGGCAGGCCCUUCCAUGCAGCAGGACUUCUACACUGUGGACCAUCUUGCUACCCAGCUCCUCAGCUCAGCCUUCAUCAACCUGAACAACAUUCCUGACUACCGGCUCCGACCCAUGCUUCAUAUCCUUCUCACGUCUCUGGUUCUCUUCUGUCCCCCGGAGCACUAUGAGACGUUGGUGUGUCCUAUUGUUGGGCCUCUUUUCACCUACCUGCAUAUGAGGCUGUCCCAAAAGUGGCAGAUCAUCAACCAGAGGAAUCUGCUGUGUGAAGAGGAGAUUGCAGAUGACAACCCAGAGUCUCAAGAAAUGCUGGAGGAGCAGCUGGUGAGGAUGUUAACGCGAGAAGUCAUGGACCUGAUGACGGUGUGCUGUGUUUCAAAGAAACACCCAGACCACAAUGCCUCCACUGCUGCUGCUGCUCCUGUGGAAGGAGAAGAUGAAGAAAUGAUGGCCACAGAGGUGUCCCCAGCAGCCACGGCAGAGCUUACAGACCUGGGCAAAUGCCUAAUGCAGCAUGAGGAUGUCUGCACAGCACUCUUAAUCACAGCCUUCAAUUCCUUGUCUUGGAAAGAUACUUUGUCGUGCCAGCGGACGACCACUCAGCUCUGCUGGCCCCUUCUCAAACAAGUGCUGUCGGGAACGCUACUUGCAGAUGCAGUUACGUGGCUUUUCACCUGCGUGCUGAAGGGCCUGCAGACUCAUGGGCAACAUGACGGCUGCAUGGCCUCCUUGGUGCACCUGGCCUUCCAGGUUUAUGAGGCCCUGCGACCCAGGUAUCUGGAUAUAAGGAAUGUGAUGGACCAGGUUCCCGAUGUACAGAAGGACGCUCUCGACCAGUUUGACUGCAAACUUUUGAAUCCCUCUCUUCAGAAAGCCACUGAUAAACGCCGGAAGGACCAGUUCAAACGCCUCAUUGCUGGUUGUAUCGGGAAACCCUUGGGAGAGCAGUUCCGAAAAGAAGUUCACAUUAAGAAUCUCCCCUCACUUUUCAAGAAAUCAAAGCCAGUGCUGGAGCCAGAAGUGCUAGACAACGAGGAGGGUGGCCUGGCCACCAUCUUCGAACCCUGAAUCCAGCUUUGGGGCCUCCUUCCUCAGCCUUUCUGGGUCAUCUCUUCCUCCCCUUCAUAGCUAACCUCUAGGCCCCUCUCCACUGACACCUCACUUUCCACUGUUGUCCACCUGGUUGAGAUCCAGGCCAGGAGCUGGAGAGCGGGCUCUGUGCAGGGCCCUCAGGAACUAAAGGAUCGAGAAAGGGAGUUAGGGCUUACGUGGCUUCUCCCAGGUAGCUCUCAUCCUGCCUGGAGUUUUGGCUUUUUCUAGAGAAACACUAGUGCAGAAAAGCCCUGCUCCCCACGCCCUCCCACCCCCACACAGCCAUACACAUGAGCAGAUCUGUAACUAGGGGUGCUGGACCAGAUACUGCAACUAGCCAGGCUUGUAGCAAGGGAUCAGGUUUGUCCUGGACUCUACAGGGCCCCUGGGCCCCCUUCCAGCCGAGCUGGUGGGACCGUUCCCCAUCCCCGGGGCAUGACUGGAUCAGGUGCUGAGCAUUGAACUGAAUUGGCCAAUUCCCUGUUUUGAAUCAGAAUCUGGGCACCCAAUGGGAUUCGUGGUACAAGCUAUGCUUAGCUCUGGGCUUGGUAUCGUGUACCUUCAAGGACCAGUGCUAGGUGAGGGUCUAGGGCUAACGUCCCUUGUAGCACUAAUUUCGCCUUUCCAUGAACCACCCUUCUGUGGUUCCCCCAGCCCUCAUGUGUAUUCGGGUCCAAGAGCCACAGGACCCUACCUGCCAUCACAGGGAUGCCAUUAGCAUCCAAGGUCAGUUCAGACCAUCCAGGCUACAUCUGUGAGCAGCUGCUAGCAAAAGCCACUGGUCUCUGCUAGGACGGG
Suncus etruscus (white-toothed pygmy shrew) is the source of this 4503-nucleotide messenger RNA. RefSeq names its product exportin 5 (gene XPO5). The record is from RefSeq and is a predicted model, not a curated record. Gene Ontology annotation, biological process: RNA export from nucleus; protein export from nucleus. NCBI's taxonomy places the organism in Eukaryota, Metazoa, Chordata, Mammalia, Eulipotyphla, Soricidae. Gene Ontology annotation, molecular function: RNA binding; nuclear export signal receptor activity; small GTPase binding. The transcript is spliced from 32 exons. Gene Ontology annotation, cellular component: nucleus; RNA nuclear export complex; cytoplasm. Bases 64 to 3681 code for a protein of 1205 amino acids.